UUAUAUUUUAUAAGCUAAGCAGAAGUGGAGAUAUGCAGAGGAAGAGCAGCAGCAGCCGGAAAGAGAGCAAAGUGAGACGGUUGAUUAAAGCCCCGAUUAGGGUUCUGUCGAGAGCGAGGGAUUUGUACGUCCAAAGCCUUUUAGGUUGCACCGGAGAAGCUCAUUUAUCAGUGGGGUGGCCUGCAGCACCACAAGUACUCACAAAUUUGCCAAAAAGCUUCAGUGUCAACUCAUCAUUCUCAAACAAUGAUGAAGUUCUCUAUGCCACGAAUAUUAGGAGCCUCGCCGGAAGUAUCAAAGGGGACGACUCUCUCAGGAGGAGGAGACACCAGCCGGAACCAAAUGUAGUGGGCCGGAGUCCGACUGUUACCAUUGGAAGGAUUGAUGAAGACAAGCCCUGUGAAUUCGGAGAACAUGUUGCUGUGAAGACCGACUUUUAUCCAGAAUUCAGAAGCUAUUCAGUGUCAAGAAGUCCGAUUUUGUAAGCAUCAACAUGAGAAGCUUGUUUGGGAAAAAUUAUAAUGAGAUUAUAAUGGAGGUGAGUAGUGAUUCCCAAUGUAUAAAGAAGUAGCAGUUAAGAAUUUGUGAUUGAAAUUAGUAUUUGACUUUGUUUUAUAUUGUAAGGUGAUUAUAAUGA
Molecule: messenger RNA, 637 nt
Organism: Olea europaea var. sylvestris
Lineage: Eukaryota; Viridiplantae; Streptophyta; Magnoliopsida; Lamiales; Oleaceae
Exons: 1
Coding region: 33-485 (150 amino acids)
Source: RefSeq, a predicted model, not a curated record